This is a messenger RNA of Sarcophilus harrisii (Tasmanian devil), 2585 nucleotides long. It is a transcript of the gene PDK4, whose product is annotated as pyruvate dehydrogenase kinase 4. Bases 198 to 1448 code for a protein of 416 amino acids. Gene Ontology annotation, molecular function: pyruvate dehydrogenase (acetyl-transferring) kinase activity. The transcript has 11 exons. Gene Ontology annotation, cellular component: mitochondrion. Gene Ontology annotation, biological process: regulation of glucose metabolic process; protein phosphorylation. Lineage: Eukaryota; Metazoa; Chordata; Mammalia; Dasyuromorphia; Dasyuridae. The record is from RefSeq and is a predicted model, not a curated record.
GCCCGGGGCCGGGGGCCCAACAAAAGCCCGGGCCGCCGGGGUCCCCCAGAGGCGCAGUGACCGAGCGGCGCCGGGACUCUGAAGUCGCCCCUGAGGACUGAGCAGCGGCCUCCCGUCCGGGGAGACCCCCGCGAGCCCCUGCCGCAGGCAGACCCCGCGUCCCGAGCCCCCCGGCCGCCGCCAGCCAAGCCCCCGGGAUGCGCGCUGCGCGCAUCGUGCUCCGCGGCGCGUCCGGCUCCUCGGCCGCCGCCGCGUCCGUGGCCCCGGUCCCGCGCACGGUGGAGCGCUUCUCCCGCUACAGCCCGUCCCCGCUGUCCAUGAAGCAGCUGCUGGACUUCGGCUCCGACAACGCCUGUGAGAGGACGUCCUUCGCCUUCCUGAGGCAGGAGCUGCCCGUGAGGCUGGCCAACAUCCUGAAAGAGAUCGACAUCCUCCCGGACCGCCUGGUGAAGACCUCCUCCGUGCAGCUGGUGAGGAGCUGGUACAUCCAGAGCCUCAUGGACUUGGUGGAGUUCCACGAGAAGAGCCCGGAGGAUCACAAGGCUCUGUCUGACUUUGUAGAUGCGCUGAUCAAGGUCCGGAACCGGCACCACGACGUGGUUCCCACCAUGGCCCAGGGCAUCAUCGAGUACAAGGACUCGGGCGCUGUCGACCCGGUCACCAACCAGAACCUGCAGUACUUCCUGGACAGGUUCUACAUGAACCGCAUCUCCACCCGAAUGCUCAUGAACCAGCACAUUCUCAUAUUUAGCGAUUCGAAGACGGGAAACCCCACGCACAUCGGAAGCAUCGACCCCCAGUGUGAUGUGGUUGCUGUGGUCCAAGAUGCCUACGAGAGUGCCCGCAUGCUCUGUGACCAGUAUUACCUCGUUUCUCCUGAACUGAAGCUAACCCAAGUGAACGGAAAGGUACCUGACCAGCCCAUUCAUAUCGUCUAUGUCCCCUCACACCUUCACCACAUGCUGUUUGAGCUCUUUAAGAAUGCCAUGAGGGCCACGGUGGAGCACCAGGAAAGCCAGCCCUCGCUCACGCCCAUUGAGGUCACUGUUGUUCUGGGAAACGAAGAUCUGACCAUCAAGAUUUCAGACCGAGGGGGCGGGGUUCCACUGAGGAUCAUCGACCGUCUCUUCAGCUACACCUACACGACGGCCCCCACCCCCGUGAUGGAUAACUCCAGGAAUGCUCCUUUGGCUGGUUUUGGGUACGGCUUGCCGAUUUCCCGUCUCUACGCCAAGUACUUUCAAGGGGACCUGAAUCUCUAUUCGUUGUCGGGUUACGGAACGGACGCAAUCAUCUACUUAAAGGCCCUGUCUUCCGAGUCCAUAGAAAAGCUGCCUGUGUUCAACAAGUCGGCCUUCAAACAUUACCAGGCCGGCCCGGAGGCAGGGGACUGGUGCACCCCGAGCAAGGAGCCCAGGAAUCUCGCCAAGGAGAAGGUGGCCAUGUGAGCCAGGCCCAAGCUACGGUGCUUUGGAGAACAUGGGGCCUGCAGACUUGGGUGGGAACGGAAAGCGAGGCCGUCUGGGUCCGAAUCCUGGUCCAAAGGGACAGGGACAUGUGUGUGUGAGUGCCCUGUGGACCGACUGCAUGCGAGUUCUUGGGAGGACCUGGCGGGCAGCUCCCGAGGGCCAGCCCAGGGCAGGCAGAGAGGCUGCCCCCUUCCUCCCUGCACCCCGAGAGGAGAGGGACCUGGGAGGCCCCGGAGCCUCCACUCAGCCCCACAGUCUGCCCUGAUGUGGUGCCGAUUGUUUGAGAAGCAGGAGUGCAUAGGGUUUUGCUGUGGACCGUCCUGUGCCAGACCAUCCCAUGCCAACCGGACUGUUUCAUGCUGGCUGGACUGUCCCGUGCCCACUGGACUGUCCUGUGCCCACUGGACUGUUCUAUGCCAGCCAGACCACCCCGUGCCAGCUGGACCAUCCCAUGCCAGCCAGACCGUCCCAUGGUAGCCAGACCGUCCCAUGGUAGCCAGACAUCCCAUGGAAGCCGGACUGUCCCAUGCCCACUGGACUGUCCCAUGCCCACUGGACUGUUCCAUGCCAGCCGGACCAUCCCAUGCCAGCCAGACCAUUCCAUGCCAGCCCGACUGUUCCAUGCCCACUGGACUGUUCUAUGCCAGCCAGACCAUCCUGUGCCAGCCGGACCAUCCCGUGCCAGCCAGACUGUCCCGUGCUGGCCAGACUGUCCCAUGCCCACUGGACUGUCCCAUGCCAGCUGUCCCCUUGUUUGCCGGCUGUCAGAAAGGCACAAGUCAGGAGCCCCUCCUUGGAAACGGCCAUGUGUGCUUUAGCCUGGUAUUGAUAAACCCCAGAACAAGGGUAGGCAGCCUAUGACCAAGGCCUCUGUCCCUUAGUGGGUGGGGUUCCUCCCCCAGCCAGUUAUCUUCAGCCUCCGGGCUCUGGGGCCUGGGUGGGCUUGUGCCUUAACUGUGGAGGAUGCCUGCCCAAGGGGGCGGGGUGGGCGCAGGAAGGUCACUCUAUGUGGGAGGAGGGCAGAGCCGUCUACCCCUGCCGCAGGGUGGCCCCCAGCUGUCCGUGGCCAAUGGGAGAAGGCUCAGGAUGGGAUAGAGUCGGCCCCCGAGACGGUUU